Messenger RNA from Klebsormidium nitens, 2013 nucleotides. Lineage: Eukaryota; Viridiplantae; Streptophyta; Klebsormidiophyceae; Klebsormidiales; Klebsormidiaceae. The record is from the annotation of a GenBank genome assembly.
AUGGAGGGGCCCUCUGCAGAGCAGGAUCUGGAGAGUGGUGAAGCUUCGGUCCCUGGGCCCGCACUUGUGGAAGCAAGUGAAGAGAAUGUCGGGGCUGAUCAGAUUGCUCUCCCUGACGCUGCGGAAGCCACCUCAGGACAGGCUGACCUUCUCUCACCUGACAUUGCCACAACGCCUGGGACGGAUGCAGUGGACACAGCAGCGCCUGAGCUGGGUGGUGAAGAGAAAGGCAUGCCCGCUGACGCAGCCAACGCGGGGUUACCCAUGGAGGAGGAGAUUGUGGGCGAGAAGGGGGCCAAAGAGGGGGAGCUGGCUGCAGAACCGGGAGACGUUCCCAUCGACAAGGAAAACUUGGGUGGAGUCAUGUGGGCUACAGAUGGAUCCAGGAAUGCUGUCAACGAAACCACAUCUUCUGAUGGAGAGCAGAAGGGCGUGGAUGAGGAGGCGCUGCCGCCGGACCUGGUGGCUGAGGCGGCGGAUGCGGGGUCCAUCCCACUGGAGGCGGCCCUGAGCCACCUCCCCGAGGAGGGCAGCCUGCCCUUCCUGGAGCAGCGCCUCCAAGCAGGCCAGCAGCCAGCGGCGGGGGAAGCGGAGGAAGGAACACCACAAGCGGAGGAGGGGGCAGAGCAGACCUCAAGCAGCAUGGCAGAGAGCGGAAGCGACACAGGAAUGGGCGAUGAGGUGGCGGGUGCCCCCAAGAGCGUGGAAGAGCUGCUGGAGGAGGAGCGGCGCAAGCGCGAGGAGGCAGAGGCGCAGCUGGAGGGGCUGAGGAAACAGCUGCAGGAGGCACAGGAGCAGGCGGAGACCGAGGCUGCGACGCGGCUCGAGCUGGAGGACAUGAUGGUACUCAUUGAGAAGCACUUCAAGGAGAGCCAGGCCGCGCGCCGCAUGGCCGAGGAGGGCCUCGACGAGGCACGGCGCGCGAUGCAGGACUAUGCGGACAAGUGGGAGCGCCUGGAGCAGAAGAAUCAGCGCCUCGUACACGCCGAGGAGGCCGCGGUCCGCGUGAGUGGCGUGCAGGAGAGCGUGGCGGCCCUGGAGGCGGAGCGCGCGGAGCUGGCGGCGGAGAAGGAGUACGCGGAGAAGCAGCUGGCGGGCCUGGCGGCGGAGAACAAGCGGCUGGCGUCCGCCGUGAACAAGGCCGAGGAGGCCGCCAAGAACGCGGAGCAGCUCGCUCGCCUUAAGGCCGAAGCGGAGCACCAUGCCGUGAUGCUGAAGAUGGGCGCGGAGAUCGAGCGGCUGCGCGUGGAGCUGGAGAGCCGCACGCGCACGAUGCACGUGGAGAUGGAGAAGUGGCGCGGGCAGGCGGAGGCGGCCGCGACGUCCAUCCGCGAGGCGAAGAACGAGGUGCUGGACCGCAAGCGCGAGCUGGACAUGACCAAGGAGAAGAUGGACGCGCUGGUGGAGAAGCUGUACAUCGGGCGCGAGAUCGACAUGGAGCUGCGCGGCGCCAUCGACUACUCCCUGCAGCGCAGCCACAACCUGCGCAUGACCGACCAGGCCGCCUACCGCACAGCGCCGCCGCCGCAGAGCAGCAACCCCGCGCCCAACGGGGCAGCGCCACCGGGGGGCAGGACGCACGCAGGACCGGCCGGGGCGGGAGGCUCUGCUCAUCCGCCCGGGCGGAAGGCGCCCCCCGGCUCGCUCCAAACUGGUGGCGCGGGCACGGUGAAGCUGCCGGCCAUUUCGCCCCGGAGCAGCAAGGCGCAGCCGGAGCUGGGGUCGCAGGAGAAGGCCGCGGGCGGGCGGGGCCGGAAGGCGGCCGCCGACGAGGGCGGCGAGGAGGGGUCGCCGGGGGCGGGCAGCGGCGGCGGCGGGUAUGCCCGGCUGUACGACAGCAACAGCCCGCACAAGGCGGCCGUGCUCGGGCGGGCGGGUGGGCGGGGAAAGGCCGGCGACGAGGGCAAGCCGGCGGCGAGCGGGUCGCCCAAGAAAGGGGAGAAGGGGGCGGACAGGUUCGCGGAAACCAAGCGGAUACAGAUGAUGGUGUCGCACUCCAAUCGAUGGCCAUGA